AUGGCUACCAACGGCGAUUUCUCCGACGAGGACUCCCAACCGGGUUCGCCCCUCUUGGGCAACGAGCACGAAGACGACAUUGAAGAGCAAGAGCCUCUCGACCAGGAGGAGGAUACUCAAGGGAAGCCUUUGAAGUCCGCCUUGAAAAAUAAGGAUGCAGAACCACUAGUCCCGCAAAUCAAGCGCCCAGAGCUCCCUGAGCAGCCCGAUCCGAACACGGUUGACUUCAGCACAUUCACACCUCUUACCCCCGAGAUUAUUGCCCGUCAGGCUACCAUCAAUAUUGGAACCAUCGGUCACGUCGCUCACGGUAAAUCGACUGUGGUCAAGGCUAUCUCAGAAGUGCACACAAUUCGUUUCAAGAACGAGCAGGAACGAAACAUUACCAUUAAGCUGGGUUAUGCCAACGCAAAGAUUUACAAGUGUGACAACCCUGAGUGCCCCAGACCUACCUGCUACAAGAGCUACAAGAGUGAAAAAGAGGUAGACCCACCGUGUGAGCGAGAUGGCUGCAGUGGCACGUAUCGCUUGAUGCGACAUGUUUCCUUCGUUGAUUGCCCCGGUCACGAUAUUCUCAUGAGUACUAUGUUAUCGGGUGCCGCCGUCAUGGACGCAGCUCUUCUUCUCAUUGCCGGAAACGAAACAUGCCCCCAGCCUCAGACUUCAGAGCAUUUGGCUGCCAUUGAAAUCAUGAAACUGAGUCACAUCAUUAUCCUUCAAAACAAGGUUGAUUUGAUGCGUGAGGAAGGUGCUUUAUCACACUACCAGUCGAUUCUGAAGUUCAUUCGAGGCACAGUAGCCGACGGAUCACCAAUCAUCCCGAUCUCAGCUCAGCUGAAAUACAACAUUGAUGCCGUCAACGAGCAUCUUGUGUCUCACAUUCCAGUUCCAGUUCGUGACUUUACUGCCGCGCCUCACAUGAUUAUCAUCCGUUCCUUUGAUGUCAACAAGCCCGGUGCUGGAAUUGAUGAUCUCAAGGGUGGUGUUGCCGGUGGCUCAAUCUUGACCGGUGUUCUCAAGGUGGAUGAUGAAAUUGAAAUCAGACCUGGUAUUGUUACCAGGGACGAGAAUGGAAAGGUUCAGUGCCGUCCCAUUUUCUCCAAGGUCGUUUCUCUUUUUGCAGAACACAACGACCUGAAAUUCGCCGUCCCUGGUGGUCUGAUUGGUGUUGGAACUCGCGUGGACCCUACACUUUGCCGUGCUGAUCGUUUGCUCGGUUUUGUCCUGGGUCUGCGCGGCCGGUUGCCUGCUAUCUACACUGAAAUUGAAGUCAACUACUUCUUGCUUCGCCGUCUGCUUGGUGUCAAGUCAGCCGACGGCAAGCAAGCGAAGGUUGCUAAGCUCUCCAAGAACGAAGUCCUCAUGGUCAACAUCGGAUCCACAGCCACAGGUGCCAAGGUCAUGGGUGUCAAAGCCGAUGCUGCCAAGCUUGUCCUUACGAAUCCCGCUUGUACCGAAAUUGGUGAGAAGAUUGCUAUCAGUCGUCGUAUCGAAAAGCAUUGGCGAUUGAUCGGUUGGGCCAAUAUUGUUGCUGGAAAUACCUUGGAGCCAGUCCAGGAUUAA
Talaromyces atroroseus is the source of this 1563-nucleotide messenger RNA. Its product is annotated as Eukaryotic translation initiation factor 2 subunit gamma. Gene Ontology annotation, cellular component: cytosol; eukaryotic translation initiation factor 2 complex. The transcript has 3 exons. The record is from RefSeq and is a predicted model, not a curated record. Bases 1 to 1563 code for a protein of 520 amino acids. Gene Ontology annotation, biological process: positive regulation of translational fidelity; formation of translation preinitiation complex. Gene Ontology annotation, molecular function: tRNA binding; GTP binding; GTPase activity. Lineage: Eukaryota; Fungi; Ascomycota; Eurotiomycetes; Eurotiales; Trichocomaceae.